ACUCAUUUACUCCAUUCUAAAACUCACAAAAAAAAAAAAAAGUAAAUAAAUAAAAAAUAAACAAGAUGCCAGUUCGUUUUGCAACUGAAUCAUCAUCAUCAUCAGCAUCAAAGGGAAAGCUUUUUGGACGUGAAAGGUCAAUACAUGAAGUUCUUGGAGGAGGAAAAGCUGCAGACGUAUUGUUAUGGAGGAACAGGAAUAUAUCAGCUGGGCUUUUGCUUGGAAUAUCAGUGAUAUGGUUUCUUUUUGAAGUUGUUGAAUACAAUUUCAUAACCCUUCUCUGUCACCUCUCCAUCGCCAUAAUGCUUGUGUUCUUCAUCUGGUGCACCGGCGCUGAAACGUUUGGAUGGAAUCCUCCAAUUCUACCACAAAUCAUCGUACGUGAAGAUGCAUUCAAAGAUGCUGCAUUAACCUUUCAUAGAAGGUUCAACCAUUCCUUGUCAAAGCUCUUUGACAUUGCCUAUGGAAGAGACUUACCACAUUUCAUAUUGGCAAUUGUUUCUCUUUAUACUCUGUCUGUGAUAGGAACUUACUUCAGCUUUCUGAAUUUCCUUUAUGUGGGAUUUCUCUGUCUGCAUAUAUUGCCAAUUGUUUAUGAGCGAUUCGAGGAUGAUAUCGACCGCCUUGUUGGGCACGUAAUCCUAGAGAUGAAGAAAUUAUACAUGAGGUUUGACACGAACUUUCUCGACAAGAUUCCAAGAGGUACAGUGAAAGAGAAGAAACUUAGAUGAAAGUUGAAUAUCAUAAAAGUAUCAUUCGUUCAUUCACAACUCUACUCUGCCAGAGAGUUGCACUUAAAUUUACUCACUUUGAAUCCAUCUGUAUUAACAUUUUUACAUCACUGUAAAUGUCAAAGUCAACAAAAACCAGAAUGAAAAAUAAAAAUAAGUUCAUUUAAUUU
Molecule: messenger RNA, 901 nt
Organism: Ziziphus jujuba (common jujube)
Lineage: Eukaryota; Viridiplantae; Streptophyta; Magnoliopsida; Rosales; Rhamnaceae
Product: reticulon-like protein B9
Exons: 5
Coding region: 66-731 (221 amino acids)
Source: RefSeq, a predicted model, not a curated record